AUGCAAGCGUUCGUCCGGGGCUAUCAGUUCCAGUUCACCGUGGUGCCAAAGUACAUCCAGGUGUACGAGGGCGAAUCGGUUGUGUUCAAGUGUCGAGCUUUUUUCGACGAUGAGAUCGACUUUUCCUGGACUUUAAAUGGCAAUCCCAUCCGGCUGGAUCAUCGUGUGUAUUCAAAUGGUUCCAAUCUGCAUAUUAACAGUGUCUCCCAGCGGUUGGACAGCGGGGAUUACGUGUGCCUGGCAACGGCCAAAUCAUCGGGCGCACGGGUCGCAACGCCGCCGGCCAUGCUGGACAUCAUUCUGGAUCUGCUCGAUAAAUCGCAAAAGGCCUUUUGGUACUACUAUCAUAUCUCGCACAUAUCAACGGUGUAUGUGUGUGUGCAGAUAAUAGUUGAAUACAACAAAAUUAUGGAUAUAGAAGAGGGAAAUAUGCAGAGUAUAUCGGAUGACGAUAUACUUUCCUGCUCGUCGUCCAUCCUGAAUACGCCUCAAAAGGAGAAGAAAGGAGAUGAUGCUGAUAAAACUGUAAGUGACUCUGAUGAUAACAAUUUACAAAUCACUAUAAUCUCGAAACCACCAUUGGAGGUUGCGACUACUCUACUCAGGCAGGACCAAAAAGGCACUAAACUGAAGAGUGAGUCAAUAAAACCUCUAAGUGGGGCUGGGAAGAAGCGAUUCAAACGCUUUAUUGAAAGCGGGAUCACUCCUGAUGAGGCACGGCGGUUGGCUAUGCUACCUUUGGUGACACCAAACUCGAACCCAACCAAGCGCUAUCAUAAUAGUGAUAGCAGCGGCGAUAAUCCGCGUCCUAAAAAACAGGGUCGUGUCCCGGGAUCUAAACUGUCUCUUGAUGGGGGAUCAGUCCAACAUCGCUUGAAUCCGACUAGAGCAAAAUCCCCUGAACAGCCCCAAAGAACAGAGGGUAAGGACAAGCCAUCGUAUAGGGAUGUGAUCAACAGUGUUAAGGACUCUUCAAGGGUUUUCGUUUGUCUCGGUGGCCACCGAACUAGCAGCAGUAGUAGUAGCAGUAGUUCGGAAAAUUCUCUCCCUCCGUUUGAUGUGUGUUCUGUUGCCGCCAUCGGGGAAGAUGUUCAUGAAGGAAGCAGCAGCAGCCUUGCGCCGGUUGUACAAUUGGUGAAACAUGAAUCGGAAAAGAGUGGUGCAGUCGUUCUCAAAUGUCACGUUGGAGGCUCCAAUCAUGGCGCUAGGAAUGGCAGCAGCAAUUCUGGCAGCUUCAGGGAUGACGAUGAUAUCCGCAUCGAGUGGUACAGGAACGACGAGCGACUCGCCAAAUCAGCGCAUAUCGAUUUUCAGCGCCGAAAGCUCUACAUCAAAAAUGCAACAGCCAAAGAUAAUGGUGUUUAUAGCUGUCUAGUGCUGCACCGAGGACAGUCAUCGGGUCUUCAGCAACAGGAACCGGUCCCAAGUGUCAAAAACUAUCGCCUCAAGCUGAAGGCCACCGGAUUUAGUGACAACGCCAAAAUCGACUGCAGCAAGAGCCAAAAUACGUUGCUAUGCCGGGGAAAACGUGGCGAUAAGCUCAUAGCGGCUGCCCUCACAGCGCCAUCGGCCGUACCAUCUUCCGCUGCCGCUGCCGCGUCCGCCGCAGCCUUUACCACUGCCGACUCGCUAGGAUUCUCCACGCUGGUCCCGGUGCAGAUCGUUGACCAUCCGGUCAAUGCAGUGGUUAAUGAGAGCGCGUCGGCGAUUUUUAAUUGCGGCUUCCAAACGCUCUCCAACGAGACGGCAUUCGUUCUGCGGUGGCGCAAGGAUGGCAAGGUGAUCCGGAAGUGGGACAACGGAGCGGCCGAUCUGGACGAAGGUGGUGGUGUUACCGAAAGCUCUAUGUUUCGGGACGAUGCUCGAAUCUACGUGGACCGAAACAAUGGAUCGCUUGUGUUCACUUCGGUUAUCGCCAGCGACGAGGGCAGCUACGACUGCCAAGUGUCCAACAAUGGGAGCGAGAUCCUGGUGACUUCCAACUCGGCCGAGCUGCAGAUAAUAUCCAAUCUACGCUUCACGCCAAAGCCACCAACGUCCAAAAAUCUAGAGUUGGGUUCCGUCACAAAAAUACACUGUAAAGCACAGGGAACACCCACCCCAACGGUGCAUUGGAUUAGCGAGAGAGGCGGCAAAACCACCGAUCUGCCCGAGGCAGUGGAGGACGUCAAUGGAACGCUGGUGUUCCGCACCGUAACAACGGACCAUCGCGGCAACUACACCUGUGUCGCUGCCAACGCUCAGGGGGAAAUCAGCGCUACGGUGGCGGUUACUGUGGUCGUGGCGCCCAAAUUCGAAAUCGCUCCCCAGGGAUCGAUUCAGGUGGCGGAGAUGGGCACUGUUUUCAUUCACUGUGUUGCCACCGGAGACCCAAAGCCAACUAUCCAGUGGGAUAAAGAUUUGCAGUACUUGCACAGCACGAACCAAUCGGAAGAGGAAAGAUUUCGGAUCCUGGAGAACGGAACGCUGGUACUGAUGGAGGUACACCUGGAGGAUGAUGGGAAGUAUGGUUGUACCAUCGGGAACAGUGCCGGAUUGAAGCGGGAGGAAGUUCAUCUGAUCGUGAAACCCGCUGACAGUAUGCCACAGCCGGAGGAAACCUCCGAGGACGGUUUUCUAAUCACCCGCGCAGUGCUCAUCACAAUGUCCGUUGCCUUCGCGUACAUCAUCCUGGUGGUAGGUCUGAUGCUGUGGUGCCGCCAUCGUCGGGCCGCUCGCAAGGCUCGCCUCAACAUGAGCGAGAAAGAGAAUGGCGAUGUUGAUAUGAAGAACUGUGAAAUCGAACCUUGUCUUCCGGAGAAGGAGGCAAAGUCAUCGAAGAGCUCCUCCAAAAAGUCGGGUCAUCAGAAAACCGGUUCCAACGGUGACGGACAGGACAAGAGUGACGAUACGGUCAACUCUAACAAAUCAAAGAAGUCGAGCAGUUCAUCCUCGUAUCUUGAUCAGUUGUCGGUCUCACGGACCAGCGUGAUCGAUAUGCUGCAGAUUGGAAAAUGUGACUUUGGAGAUGUUUAUGUGGGAAAAAUCAAGGAGAAUGACUGUAGAACCGCAGUUGUGAAGGAGGAAGUGCUGCGGGAGCCAGCGACCGGGGACGAAGUGGUGCACGCCUCAGCUGAAGUUGCGCUCGAAGAUGAAAAGAUUACGAAGAAACCCUCCAAUGAAGAACUGAACGAGAUCAAGCCCGAGAAUGAUUACAAGUUGGUAAUGGUUAAAGCGCUCACCAAGGUGAAAGACGAACAUUGCUGUUCGGAGUUCCGGCGACAGCUGGAUCUGUUCAGAACUGUUUCACACAAGAAUGUGGUCAAACUAUUCGGACUGUGCCGGGAUAAGGAUCCCCACUACAUGCUACUCGAGUACACCGAUUGGGGUGACCUCAAACAAUUUCUGCUCGCCACCUCUCCGAAUACUCCUCCGAACGGAAGUGUAGAAACGACAGACGCCGCCAAGCCACCCCCACUCAAGGUACCGCAGAUUCUAGCGCUCGCUCACCAAAUUGGACGAGGAAUGGACGCCAUCUACAAGGCACGCAUCAUACACAAGGACCUCGCCACCCGUAACUGUAUCAUCAGCAGUGACUUCUCGGCCAAAAUCACACUGCCAGCGCUCAGUCGAGACAAAUACAGCAAGGAGUACUUCAAGUACAAGAACCAGCUGAUGCCGGUUCGAUGGAUGGCUCCCGAGUGCCUCCAGGAUGAUGAUUUCUCGAUCAAAAGUGAUAUCUACUCGUUUGCGGUGCUGGUGUGGGAACUGUUCACGCAAGCCACCUCGCUGCCCUUCAAGGAUCUAACCGACGAGGAGUACCUAGCACAAGCUCAAGCCGGCAAGCUGGAAUGGAAGGUGGCGGAAGAGACACCCACGGAGCUGCACAAGAUACUGAUCUCCUGUUGGUCGCUGAGUCCGAAAGAAAGACCAUCGUUCAGUCAACUGGUUGUCGCUAUCGGAAACUGUCUCCAGAGUGAGUACCCCAAGGAACCAACUGAACCCGCCGCUUAGAACGUGUAUCGUAAAUACUGCGCCAAGGUGCACGAUGUACGAUCAUACAACUAAAACAACGACGUUUUCCGAGAGAAAACCUUCCCGGAUUUAAACUGCUAUUGAUUAUUGUAUUAUAGUAUUUAUUACGACAAAAAAAACUUAAGAUAGCUCUUGUACACAUACAUUUUAUAUUCCCCGCUGAAAGUAUGACGUAAAACAGGUGGUACGAUUAGGGCAAACGAAGUAGAUUAGUAAGGUGAAUGUGAGUGUGAAUGCCGCGGCGGCGUUAAGGAUUGCUAAGAGUUGAUAAUAAGAAGUUACGAGCCAUUUUCCCCCGAGAUGAAUGUGAUGAACCUUCACGAACAACUCAUCAUUAUGCACAUACACACACACAUGCAAACGCUGUGUUCAACAAUGCAUUUGAUAAAGACUUAAUAUUUGAUAGUGCAUAGGAGACAACAAAUUAUACAGAUAAAUUAUCACUCUUGUACUGUAUUAUUAUUAUUACACCGUAAGUGUAGCAUUCAAACCUGUCUGUUGCUAAACUAUUUAUACAUCAUAUUAUAUGUAGGAUGUAGUUUAUACAAUGCGGAUGCGCGGAGCAAUAUGGAGAUAUGGAUGGUAUCAAACCGGGAAACAGUUAGACUAGCUUUUUAUCACCACUAUCAUUACUACUGUAUAGUAACAGCAGCAUAUGAAAGCACCCAUGUAUAUGAAACGUAAUGGGCACUUAUCAUCCAAUCAAUCAGGACUAUUAAACUGCCAAUUUAUACAGAUGUAAAAUAACCAAAAUUGAGAAGAAAUUUAGUUUAAUAUGCUCCCAAGGAUUGUACUCGUAUUUAGAUUUCAGUUUCUCAUGUCAGCAGAGUUAGAUAUUCAUAGUUUGCACUAUAUACAGCCUUCAGCAGUUGGAUAGCGGCUCAAUUCUAGGAUUGGGCGCUCUUGGAUCCAUUUCCAGAAGAUCGAUCUUUUCCAUUCUGAUUUUCGAUUUUUUGGAUCGAUCUUUUUUUUAUCGAGAAAAUCGAGAAAAUCGAUCUUUUGCUUUCGGUUUUCUCGAUCCUUUUGCAGAUUUGGUUUUCAGUAUAAAUCGAUUCUAUCUCACCAAAGCCCACCAAAACUUUUUUUUCAAACAUUAUGUCAACAUUUGGAUCACUUUUUCUAGGAUUUACUUCCGUACAAAUGUUGAAAGAGACAGAACUAGCGGCAGCUACUAAGGGGAUGAACCAGGGCUGCCACAUAUACAGAAUAUUCUGUAUUUUACAGAUUUUUCGCCGAAUUCCAGAUACAGAAUCUGUAUAUACAGAAUUACAGAUUUUCAGCAAAAAUACAGAAUUAACAGAUUGUUUUUGAAAUUAAAUUUUGAACAUUGAAUUUAUUACAGUGCAUACAAAAAGUUGAACGCAACGCAACGAGAUGGCUUCCGUUGUUAUUAGGCGAAAUCUUGAGCGAUUUGAAGAGUUUAAACUAUUUUUUUCGUUCCUAGUUGUGUAUGAUUAUAUUCAAUCUGCCAAUCGUAUAUUAACUCAUUUGAAUGAUCCUAUGACUAAACCGAUUAUACUGUUCCUAAACUUUCUUCUACCGCUCAUCAAUAACGUCAAUCGCACCUUUCAAUCAGAAAGUUCUCAAUUUUGCGAACUUUAUAAUGAGACAAGAAUGUUAUUGUUGAUCAUGUUGGGUAACAUAUGUUUGGAGAGCUACGUGCAACGAUUCCUUCAUACUGACCUUGAUGUGAAAGAUUUUGAAGACUUUCCGAAGAAGCCUGAGGAUGUUUGCGUUGGUAUCGAUGCAGGAGAAGCUGAAAAAGGAUUGGAUGCAUCUAGGAAGUAGAUCUUCACCUCGAUUUUUCGUGACUUCUAUAUUGAACUGGUGAAACAGCUGCAGCCUUGAUAAACUCUCAAAAUUUCGUCAAGCUACCAAACCUUAAUGAUUUAAUGCGACAAUUUCUUCAAUUCGUUGAAACAAGUAAUAGACAAGGCUUGAAUUACGAAUUCAGGCUACUCAAGUCGAAUAUUAUGGGGCAAAAAUUGAGUGACUCGGACAUAACUUGAUCCCAGCUGUUGGAUUUCAAAAAGGGUGAUGGGAAAUUUUUGUAACCAUUGCUAAGGUCGUUUGUAAGACAGACAUUUAUUUUCAUUUUUUCCGUUAACUUUCCGAUACAGAUUUUUUGGCUAAAAAUACAGAUGUACAGAUUUUUUCAGAAAAUUUUACAGAAUUAAAUGUGGCAACCCUGGGAUGAACUGUAACCGGCUGCGCAUAGGAUCACUGAACCUGAUUUUGACAUCAAUUACAGGCGAAAGGUUGUUCUCUAGAUCUGGCGCCAAAAUCAAAAAUCGGCUUCGACUAAAUGACAGACGUAUGACACGAUUAUCUUUUAUGGGAUCUUUGUCAGCUGAGUUCUGAGCAGAUACCAGUUGUUGAAUUUCUAACAAUGCUUUUUCAAUUAAUGUAUUAAAAAAAACGAUUGAUUAUUUUUUUGGAAUUUAAAUUUUUUGUGACCUGUGUGCAAAGGAACAAAACAAAAUGCUUUUGAUGUUUGAAUGUAAAUAUGAAAUUUGAAAUAUGAAAUUCCCCGUUUAAAAAAAAGACGACACUCCUAUAGAAGAAGCAGAUAAAUUGGAAAAAAAGAUUUCGGUUUUUCAAAGAUCGAUUCUUUGGUACCGUGGAUCGAACCCUACGCCGCACUGUGAGGUCGUUCUGAAAAAAGACGGUCAAAAAUCUUUUCUCGAUUUACCUUACAUUUUAGAGGUUGGGUGUCUUCAGAAAAGUUGUUCAGAAUGUUGAUUUGGAUAAUUUGACGGUUUUGUUUAAACUCUUGCUAAGUUACAGUAAAAAUUAAAAAAAAAUAACUUUUUACACUUACAAGAUAGUGAAGUUAUGUCUUCAGCAACAUUGUAAAGCUGUAAAUUUCAUGAAACUUUAGAUAGAAACUAGUAUCUUCAGCAGAGUUAUGUAUUUUCAUGUUAUCUAAAACUUUGUGGAACAUGCUGAGUUGAUAUAAUAUAAUUUAGGUAUAACUUAAGUUGAAAAACUAGUUUUGAGAUAUUCUCCCUAGAAAAACUGUUAUAUCUCUGAAGGACUGAUAGAUAGAUAUUAUGUAUCUUCAGCAAAGUUUCAUGAAAUUUAUAGCUCUACAAUGUUGCUGAAGACUUAACUUAAGUAUCUUGUAAGUAUAAAAAGUUUUUUUUUUUUUUUAAUUUUUACUGUAACUUAGCAAGAGUUUAAACGAAACCGUCAAAUUAUCCAAAUUAACAUUCUGAACUACUUUUCUGAAGACACCCAACCUCUAAAAUGUAAGGUAAGACGAGAAAAGAUUUUUGACUGUCUUUUUUCAGAACGGCCCCACUGUGCGCCGUUUGGAAAAUCGAUUCGUCAAGAUCGAUCUUUUUCUAAAGAUCGCCCAAUCCUAGUCGGAACAGUGCGAUAUCAGUACAAUUUGAAUCAUUUUCCAGGACAGGUGCAGUAGUGUGGUAAAUGGAUGUAUGGAGAAAAUUUCAUCAUCAAAUUUCAAAUGUACAUUUUGUUUAUUGGCCCAAAAAAAUGACCAGAGUUCAGCUCAAUCGGACAUGACUUAGGAGUGCCUCAAAGCACUCAAAGUUUUGAUUCUCGAAAAUCUUCCAAGGGGGGAGUAAAGGAAAUUUGGAAAAUCGAUUUUUUUUUUUUCGAUGCCAAAUGACUCAAAAAUGCAUAAAACGUCGAGAUUUGGUGUCAUCUCGAAAAAAAAUUUUGGCCGAAAAUCGACCUGGAGAAGUACAGCACAGGCCACUGGGGCAUUUUGCUGAUUAAGUAAAGUAUGUAAACUGGUAUGGGCGAUUCUGCCAGAAAUAAAUCCGUAUUGAUCGGACGAAAUGUGGAUUUUCAUGGCGUGUUGAAUUUAUAUGAUUUCGGAUAUUUCAAUUUCCGCAGAGUGGUUGAUUAUCCCACGGUAGAUAUUGACAACACGACGGUUACCAUUUUUGUAUACCGGACAUUUCCCAGAACAUUUCCUUUGCUCAAUCGAACGGGUAAAAAUGAAGGCUCGGCCAUUAACCUUGCACUGCCAUGGAAAACGACAGCGGAUAUGCACAUCAUCCGGACCAGAAGAAUAAUCGAUCGUGUUCAAUUUUACUGCAUCCCGCGAGACUUCUGAAACAGCUAGUUCAACUUCAUUAUCGGACUUUAGACCUUUUCAGAAUACUGAUACAAAGUACAUCGCGAAGAGAUUGAACGCUUCUACCUAACUUCGGGACUUUCUCCCAUCAAAUAUCAUGUCAAACGGAACUAACGGGUUGUCUUCGACGUUGUUCAUAAAGCCCCUAAAACAUUUUGUAUCCCAGCGAAAACCAAUUUGCACCCUUAACGGGGAAUGUGGAUAAAAUGGAUAUAGGUUUAGAUUUCGAUAAUUUAACUAAAAACUAACUCAAACUAUUUUUUUUUAUUUUCCAUGAAAUUUAAUUUAUUCGUCCUGACAUUUUCGACAAAUUAAUAUUAAUUAAAGCGUUAUGUGUUUCUUACUAUGUUUUUGUACGUAUAAGACAAUUCCAAUUACGACUCUAUGUGAAUAGAUCCUGCUUAUUUCAUACACGUACCUACUAUUUCAAUAAUGAUUUGAGCAAAUUUGCACCAGAAAUAACGCAUAAAUCUAUUCCAUUUAGCGUACGUGACAUAGUAAUUGUACGAGCCACAAUCAUUUUUGACGUAGGACUACGUCUUACAUUAAGGGUGGCAAAUCAGAUAACAGGUCACGUUUUCAUGAAAUAAAGUUAACAUUAAUAACUAUUUUGGUUGCGAACGGAUUUUAACGAUUCAAGCAGAUAUUGCCGAAAACUACCCGCGUUCGCUCGAAGCUGCGGCCGGAAGAGGACGAAAUUAACGAAGCUCCUCUUGAGGAUUUUUGUAGCAUGAUUAAAACAGCCGAACAUAGCGUAACGGGGAACAUUCUAGGACAUGUGGAACGAAGACGACGGUACGAGUGGUUCGAUGAUGAGUCUUCAGGGAAACUGUAGCGCCGCCAGGAAGAGGAGGAGUGUGACGAACUCGAACAGCUGCACCGCUCUCGUGCGACGCGAAAGUUCUACCGGAGACUCGAUACAUCCCUGAAAGACUUCGUCACACGAGCAGAAUAAGGAUGGGAGUAUCCUGACGAACGAACGUAAAGUGGCCGAAAUGUGGAGGCAACCUUCCGAUGAACGCAUGCAUGGCAGAGGAUCAAGAAAACGAUGGAAGCGAUUGCGUUGGUGCAGUAAAUAAUGAAGAUGUACCACCUUCAACGAUAGGUAAAGUUAAGAAUGCCAUCAAACAACAAUUAUUAAUAUCGUUAUUUGACCUAUCUUCAAGAAAAGCGAAAAACCAGACUGUGAAAACUUCCAUGCAAUCACCGUCCUGAAUUCCGCCUCCAAAGUGCUUCCCAAAUCUCUUCCGUCGUCUACCGCCACUUAUGAACAGAUUCGUUGGAGGCCGACCAGAUAGGCUUCAUUGAAGAUCGGUCUACUACCGAUCAAAUUUUCAUCUUGCGGCAAAUCCUCCAGAAAUGUCGUGAAUACAGAGUCCCAACGCACCAUCUAUUCAUUGACUUUGAGGUUUCCCCGGAAAGCAGGCAAACCUGAUUGAGGCUAAGAUGGAUAGAAUACGAAUAUCGGGAUUGGAUUAUCUGAUUUACUCAAGUCCUACAGGGGGAUUCGCCAAGGUGAUAAUCUCUCGUGCCUUCUGUUCAAAAUUACGAUAGAGGGUGUUAUGAGACGAACGGUGUUCAACUUGCGUGACACAAUUUUCAAAUAGAUCCAGUCAAUCUAUUCGCUUCGCUGAUGACGUAGAUAUUAUCGGCAGAACAUUUGAGACGGUAGCUCAAUGUUCUAAAACCAAAUACAGUAAUCAUUCGGUUCAGAGAUGAACUAGCCUUCGGCUGAAAAUCUCUUUAAUAAAGAAAGAGAAAAAAGUAAUCAUUCGAAGAAAGGAAGACCAGUUAUCGACAUUCACUUUUUAACUGGACCGGCAUGUAAAACGUCAAAUAAAAUCGAGGGGAACUUCAAUGAAUUGUUUGAUUCGUGUUGAUCGUGAAAUUUGAUAAACAAAAAGUUUCCACUGGAAGUUUUGCAUUGAGUGGGACAACAGGUAUGAUAUAUAAUUUGGGGAAAUUAUUUUUCUUUAAGUUAAUCAAUGUUUUUGUCAUGCGAAAAUAAUGUAAAUUUUUAUAACAUCUCAAAUUACAUUCGAAUGCCUCUCACAGCAAAUCUUCCAAUUGAGAAUGGCGUCAAUUGUUUACGAAAUUCUGCUUCAUGGUGGUUCGCCCAGUUGAAAAGCAGUCCAGUUAACCCCUUCCCGUAUUAUUUUAUACGUCACACAUCAAGUGAUUUCACAACUCUGCUGAGCGUUCUAGCGCCCUUUGUUAUGCAAGUACACCACGAGUGAGACUCUAUGCUGUACGGGAAAGGGUUCAGUUAUCGAAUGAUUACUGUACAUGGUGGCUUUCGGAUCCGAACACGACAGGACCCGAAUAGCUAGUAGUGUAGUGAUCGCCGUUGAUGACUUCGGACUAGUGGACCAAUUUGUAUAACUUGGCUCAGUGGUAACGUCUGACAAUGAUACCAGCCGCGAGAUCCGGAGACCUAUUAUCAAUGAGAGUCGUACCGACUAUGGUCUCUACAAACAAUUGAGGUAAACCAGGUUCGUGUGAAAUGAUCCAUACACAAAACGCCCAUGAAACCGGUUGUCCUCUACGGGUACGAAUACCCGAACAAUACUCGAAGAAGACCACUCGAGCACUCGGAGCCCUCGAACGACGUGUGUUAAGAACACUCUUCGGCGGUGUGCAAUAUGGAUGCGAAAAAUGAACCCUCAUGGUUCACGUAACUCACCGGUGAACCCAAUGUCCAAAAAGUGAUCAAAUUUGGAAGGAUGUGCUGGGCAGCACACAUUGCAAAAAAGCAGGAAAACUAUCCUGCAAAAAUGAUGUUUAUCGGGAAUCCGGCAGGUACUAGAAGACGAGCUGCACAGCGAGCAAGAUGGUUAGACCAGGUGGAACAAGACAUGGUGAGCGCCGGGUUUUCAAUUCGGCAUUAGGUAGCAAUCCGUUUUCCAUAAUCACAGCAUAAAGAAAGUGCUCUUUUAUUUUCUUCAUUCAGAAAAUUGUACCAACUUAGUGGCAGGAGAAAUAUCUACAGACCGUACUUCCUCCUCCAUUUUCGAAUGUUUUGGUUUCGUAUUUUGGCUUGAAAACAGAGUCUGUAGGAGGCCAAACUAAUCAUUGCAGGUCGGAUACGAACAAGUUCACUUUUUUUUCGUCUGACCAUAGAAUGUAACUCCAUGAAAAUUUAAAACGAAUGUUUUCGUUCGUCCUAGGAAUGCAGCAAUAUCACGCUGAGAAUUAUCUUGAUGUCUAAUAAACAGCCGUCGUCGUUCCGUAAAGCUAUAGAAAUUUGCUCCGGUUUGUGAUUUAUCAUCAUCAGGUAAUAUUAGUCGCCGAUAUUUCAAGAUCUGUUAGAUGCGCUACUAAGCUCUUUCUUCAAAUGAAAAAGAAAAGGGCGAGUAAAAAUCGGGAAGUACGGCGGAUGGGAUAGGACUUGCCAUUUCAGUGUCGCAAAGUAGGUUUGAACGCGUAGCGCAACGUGGGGCUUCGUAUUUUUUAUUUUCUUUGGCUCGCUGUAAUGAAUCUAUUUUUCAUCUUAUGUCAUGAGUCAGUGACAAAAAAAAACCACAACCAACGUUCCGUGGUUUCAAAUUAUAAUUCUCAACGCAUGCAAUCGCUGAGGAAUGGUUUGGCCUGUAACUCCUAAUACGAUAGUCAGCUCUUCUUGCAUUUUACAUGGAUCCAAUGCAUCCAAUUUAACGUCUUCUCAUGACAUUACCUCACGCGCACGGUCGUCAACAUCGAAAGCUCGUCUUUGAAGCAACGCAACCAUCACGGCAUUCCACUUAGAGCAGCAUCUCCGCGAAUUUUUUGUAAUGUCGACCUACUGUUGAAAUCUUCUAUUGACAAACAGCGGGACGUACACCUACACCUUAUACAUUUUGACACCUUGUCAAAUGCUCGGCAGUGCAAUGCUUUCUUGUUAACUUUUCGUGGUUCUUCAAACCGAUAAAAUUGGUUAUAUAAAUUCACACUUCUUUUUGUUCUUCCAUUAUCUUGAAGAAAUGGCUUUUAUUGAUAAUUAAUAGUUUACAAAAAGUUGGGUAAAGUAAUACUUGAGGACACAGAGAAUGUUAAAUUUUUCGUCGUCUAAUCUAGAUCGGAUCUCAUUAACGCGUACUGUACUGUUGCGCGUACAGUACGAAGAACAUCGAAUACUAUUGUCAUGUAUUUGUCUCUGAUUCCUCUGUACGAGGGUUUUCAUCAAUCCGUUUAUAGACGUUGAGUUUGGGUUGGACGUUGAUACCUUUGAUUGUUGCAAUCGUCGUUCAAGUUUUUCCUUGAUGCUCAACUGUUCUGCAGGAUCGCAUCGUCCAUUGAUAUUUUUUCUCCUGUUGCUUUCCUACCGAAGCAAUAUCAUCAUCGUCAAAUUUGGCCAAAUCAGGAUCAAUGUCAAAUGUCUGCUUGAUCAAUGCAGUCCGUGAGGUUUGAUAGAAGACAUCAAAGUCAGCAUUCAUUGUGUCACGACCACGAGCAAAAUGAUUAUUCAUAUACGGAAACAAAUCUGCUUAUACGAACCUUCUUUCUGCAAUCCUUCUAAUCAGGGCUUCAAGCAGCUGCUUCAAAAUUUCUAAUGGUUGCUCUGAUAGCUGUUCUAGCAUAAAUUGAUAUCCGACUGCAUAAAGAGUGAUUGUAAAAUUACCGGUAAUUCGGUAAUGGAAAAUGACACGGUAUCACCGGUAAAACCGGUAACGGUAAAAACAAUUAACAAUCCCUUCGAAGCUAUUCACGUUUUUUGAGAGCAUGGCUUUAUCCUGUUGGUGGCUGCGAAUGAUACCGCGGUUGAUGAGAAUCAUAGAUAUCACAUGAACAAAGAGAUUCACUUGAAGGUAACAUUUUAGAAGGGUUUGUUUGUGUUUGUGUUUUACUCAACUGCAUAUGUCUACGCAGCUUCAUUCUGUUUCCCAAUGAUGGAGAUUUCAACAGUUCGCCCUUCUGAUGAAAUCUUACCAGGUAUUGCCAUACUAGUAACAGUUAUUCGCCGCUCUUCAAUCCCAAACCGAUCUGCCCCUUUCGAAAUUCCCAAUCUGAAUUGUUUCCCUCAAAUCUGUCUUCCGAAUAAUUAGCUUUUGAUUAGGUUAAUUAUUCAAUUUCUCCUUUUGUCAUCAGGAAAUACUUGAAAAUGAAAAACUAUGCA
Messenger RNA from Toxorhynchites rutilus septentrionalis, 13214 nucleotides. RefSeq names its product tyrosine-protein kinase-like otk (gene otk). The coding region runs from base 1 to 3993 and encodes 1330 amino acids. The record is from RefSeq and is a predicted model, not a curated record. Gene Ontology annotation, cellular component: plasma membrane; axon. Gene Ontology annotation, biological process: protein phosphorylation; homophilic cell-cell adhesion; dendrite self-avoidance. Gene Ontology annotation, molecular function: protein kinase activity; cell-cell adhesion mediator activity; ATP binding. Lineage: Eukaryota; Metazoa; Arthropoda; Insecta; Diptera; Culicidae. The transcript is spliced from 16 exons.